CGCGUGUGCCGGUUUGCCGUGUACCGUGCCGCCUAGCCGAUUCUGGGAGAAUACGCGACGUCUCGCCACACUGGCAGCGAAGCGGUCAUCGCGUUUGUGUGAACCUUCUCGGAUCCGCGUGUUCCGUCGGAGAGAGAAUUACUAGUGUCCUUCCGUAUCUGGCUUCUAAGUGCCAACUUCGUGUGUGGUGUACCAGUGUUGGAAGAAUAGUGGACCAACAGUGAUCAUUCAUCGACUACUUGUAUGAUACUUCACAUCAAAGCAAGUGGAGACGCGUGCUACGCCCGUGGGCACUCGUAGACGCGGAGGAGCCGAUGAACUUGGCAACUGCCGCCAAGUCUCGAAAUAAGUGCAGCGUAGUGCAAGCGCCGCCGCUAGUGUUUGUGCUGUUGACGUAACUACAGUAUCUCUCUUCCUCUCGCUGUGCUUCCUGCGAUACCGGCGCUGGUCUUUCCGCUCUGCUUCCCUUGCAAAUGCUGUGUCUUUUUUUUCUCCUCGGUGGUAAGUGUGAUGCUUUGUAGCAACUGACAAGAGCAGUGCCGUGUGGUGUGAUGACUGUGGAGCGCGAGGCGCGACACAUUGGACAGUCCGCAAUCGGCACGUGUGAGGCCACCAUUGCCAAGCGCGCACUCUGAGCCAGCGUUGCGCUGCACCUGCGGCAGGUUCGGGAUCUCGUCCGUAGGAUGACGCCUGCGUCAGGCGCUGACGCGGGCCCCCAGACUGAGAAAUAAGUCCUGCAGAAGCGGGCGCGCCGCUCCGAGGCAGGUGGGAUGCGGCGCUGCGGCCGGUGGAACGCCGGCCCACCAGCUGGCGUGUCGGCCAAGGUCACCGUAACCACAACCACAGCCAGCAGCGGCCGCUCGGACCGGCGGGGUCCCUGGUUCCCGCCUCGGCAGCAGUAGCGACCGCGGCAGUCACCGGCGACAUGCGGCUUCGCCCAGACAAGCUGUGCUGUCGCUACAGCGUCACCAGCGCGCUCCGGGGAGCAGUUUCCUGCUGCCGCCGGUCCAGCCUCACCUCCUCCACGCGACGAAGGAAAGCGGUUGGCAGCGACGGUUCGGAGAGGGUUCUGCGUUCGACGCCCGACUGGGGCGAGGCCGCGCUCAACGGGGACCACCUGUGGGUUCCCACGUCUGCCUCUGGGGACUUCUGCUACGUGGGCGACGCCGACUGCUCGAAACACGGCCCGCGGAUGAAGUGUGCGGCGUGCAAGAUCAUCGCGCACACGAGCUGCAUCGCGACGCUGAUGGACCGCGUGCGCUUCACGUGCAAGCCGACGUUCCGCGACGUGGGCGUGCGCCAGUACCGCGAGCACACCUCCAUCCACCACCACUGGGUCCACCGGCGCUCCCAGAAGGGCAAGUGCAAGCAGUGCGGCAAGUCGUUCCAGUCGAAGCUGUCCUUCAGCUCUAAAGAGAUUGUGGCGAUCAGCUGUUCGUGGUGCAAGACGGCCUACCACAACAAGGAGUCCUGCUUCAAUCUUCAGAAGAUUGGAGAGGAGUGUAAUCUUGGAAUUCAUGCGGAGAUUGUAGUGCCUCCUUCGUGGAUUGUUAAACUGCCUCGAAGAGGAAGUUUUAAAUCCAGUUUACGAAAAUCUCCAAAGAAAAAGACUGCAAGCAAGAAAAAAAGCAAGGAGAAGAGUGACAAGGACCAAAAGACAUUUGUGAUAAAGCCAAUUCCUACAACAUCUGUGAAACCUGUGAUUGUGUUUAUUAACCCAAAGUCUGGUGGAAAUCAAGGGGCGAAACUGCUUCAGAAGUUCCAGUGGCUGUUAAAUCCCCGGCAGGUUUUUGACCUCACUCAGGGUGGACCCAAGAUGGGGCUGGAGAUGUUUCGUAAAGUUCCUAACCUGCGUGUACUGGCAUGCGGAGGUGAUGGGACCGUAGGAUGGGUUCUAUCAAUACUCGACCAGAUAGCGAUAUCUCCAGCCCCUGCCGUUGGAGUGCUGCCACUUGGUACUGGUAAUGAUCUUGCCAGGGCUCUGGGAUGGGGAGGGGGCUACACAGAUGAACCAAUUUCUAAAAUACUGGCAAAUAUUGCUGAUGGAGACGUGGUUCAGUUGGACAGGUGGGAACUUAAAGUUGAAAAGAAUCCAGAAGCAGAAGCUAAUGAAGAAGGAAAGGACAAUUUGCCUUUAAACGUUGUAAAUAACUAUUUCUCCCUUGGUGUUGAUGCUCAUAUAGCACUGGAAUUUCAUGAGGCAAGAGAAGCACAUCCUGAGCGUUUCAACUCUCGCCUUCGGAAUAAGAUGUUCUAUGGACAAGCUGGUGGGAAAGAUCUUUUGAGGCGGAAAUGGAAAGGACUUGCAGAAUUAGUCACAUUAGAAUGUGAUGGUAAAGACAUAACUCCUAAGUUGAGGGAUCAUAAGGUCCAUGCAAUUGUGUUUCUCAACAUUCCAAGUUAUGGUGGUGGCACUCAUCCCUGGAAUCGAGCAGGAGGUAAUGUGGAACCAGCAACUGAUGAUGGCCUUAUAGAAGUUGUUGGACUCACAACAUAUCAGUUGCCUUUGCUGCAAGCUGGUGGACAUGGAACCUGUAUCACACAGUGCAAGUCGGCUCGAAUUGUUACUACCAAGACAAUACCCAUGCAGGUAGAUGGUGAAGCCUGCAAGCUCAACCCUUCAAUAAUCACCAUGACAUUAUUAAAUAAAGCCCCAAUGCUUGCCAAAAGAAGAGGUGGUAAAGCAAAUGUUCAACAGACUGCCUUGGAACAGCUCAAGAUUAGUGUGUACCGAAUUAGUAUGUCAGAUUAUGAACAACACCAUUAUGACAAGGAACUAUUGAAACAAACAGCAAUCUCCUUGGGAGUGAUAGAGGUGAAUCCAGUCUCGGACUUGGAACAAGUCAGAAAAAUGAUUAACAGGCUGCAGGAAGAUGCAACUAGCACCACUGAAAACAACAACCAGUUUGCGAACAAACUGUCACCGGACUGGUGCUUUGUUGAUUCCUGCACUGCAGAGAGGUUUUUCCGUGUGGACCGGGCACAGGAACAUCUCCAUUAUGUUGUUGACAUAGCAACAGAAAAUCUUUAUGUUCUUGAUACUGAAAAUGCAACAGUGCCUCCAACUCCAGAAGAUGAAACAGUAUUAUCUUCACCCAAUGCAAAUGAACACAAACCAAUAGCAAACAAUGUCCUUAGAAUAGAAGGGGCAGGAGGAGAAACCACACCAGAGUUGAGUGAUGGAUCUCGGGAAGAUGAUGGAAAGUUCGAACGUUCAUAUGGAACUGGGGGCUCGCGUGAUGAUGAUGAGUCGCCCAGUUGGAGAGGGCCUAGUGAAGAAAUGCUUAAUGAAGAGCUAGCAGGUGGAAGAGUACCUCGUUCACAUUCAGAUGACAUCAUUAGUAAGCAGAAAAAGACGAGCCCAGAAGAGAAAUAUAAUAUGAGUCUUUCGUCACCAGGGGGGAAUGUUAAUUAUCUUAGCAUUCAUGAUAGACUUUUUGGAUUAAAUUUUGCUUCCUUCGGCAAUCUGCUGGAAAAAACAACAGAGGGGAUCCUAAAGGCAGCUAAAUUGGGUGAUAUAAAACUGCUCAAAAAUCUGCACUCCCAGGGAUAUUCUUUGCUGUCCAUUGAUUCUAAUGGACAGACGGCAUUACAUUAUGGUUCUAGAUAUGGUCACAAGGAUAUUGUGAAGUACCUGAUUGCAUGUGCUCCAGCAUCAAUACUCAACAUGGCAGACAAUGACAAGGGACAAACAGCAUUGCACAAAGCAGCUGCACACAAACGCCGCAGCAUAUGCUGCAUGCUGGUAGCUGGGGGGGCCUCCCUCACCAUCCAGGAUCGCCACGGCAACACACCGAAGAUGCUAGCACAGCAGGCUGAGGACCACGAGCUGGCUGCCUAUCUGGAGAGCCAGGAACAUUUCCAGUUGGUUGCUGAAGAUGUGGAGACUGUUGUCUGAGACUGUGCUAACAUUGGUUGCUCAAGACAAAAGAAACAAAUGGACCAAGAUUGUUACUAUGGCUUUGAAGAUUUAAUGAAUGUCACUGGACCAAUAAUCAUUAUGUAACUCGAACAGAACUGUGUAGCAGAACUGAAGAGUAGGAAAUUAGAAAUCUGUAUUUUAAGGCUUGGUGAUCUUCAUUUUGCAAUCAGUUUAAAGAAAAUAUAGACUAAAAGUUGAUAUUUCCGCUGUACAGACUUUUAUACAAGUGAAAAAAAAGAAAAAAAAAAACCAAGAUACACAUAUAUUGUUCAUAUUAUAUGAAGAUG
Schistocerca americana (American grasshopper) is the source of this 4209-nucleotide messenger RNA. RefSeq names its product eye-specific diacylglycerol kinase (gene rdgA). NCBI's taxonomy places the organism in Eukaryota, Metazoa, Arthropoda, Insecta, Orthoptera, Acrididae. Gene Ontology annotation, biological process: diacylglycerol metabolic process; lipid phosphorylation; intracellular signal transduction. The record is from RefSeq and is a predicted model, not a curated record. Gene Ontology annotation, molecular function: protein binding; ATP-dependent diacylglycerol kinase activity. The coding region runs from base 926 to 3898 and encodes 990 amino acids. The transcript is spliced from 20 exons.